Molecule: messenger RNA, 2532 nt
Organism: Pseudonaja textilis
Lineage: Eukaryota; Metazoa; Chordata; Lepidosauria; Squamata; Elapidae
Source: RefSeq, a predicted model, not a curated record
CCGGCGGCGGCGGCGGCUGACAAGAUGGCGGCGUCGGGCCUAGGCUUCGGCCCAGGGUCGUCGGGGCUCCUCGGCAGCCGGGUCCUGGCUUACACCCUCCACCGCUGGAGCAGCUUCUCCUCCACCUACCUGCCCGAGAAUAUUUUAGUGGACAAGCCCAACGAUCAAUCUUCACGGUGGUCUUCAGAAAGCAACUACCCCCCACAGUAUUUGAUUUUGAAACUUGAAAGACCGUCUGUAGUUCAGAGCAUCACAUUUGGAAAAUACGAAAAGACUCACGUCUGUAAUUUAAAAAAAUUUAAAGUCUUUGGUGGAAUGAAUGAAGAAAAUAUGACUGAUCUUUUAUCAAGUGGCUUAAAGAAUGACUAUAACAAAGAAACAUUUACUUUGAAGCACAAAAUUGAUGAGCAGAUGUUCCCUUGCCGAUUUAUUAAAAUAGAUGGUUUGUUCAACCAGUACAUCAGUCAGCAGGAAUACAAACCGCGGUGGGGCCAGAUCAUCCCCAAAAGCACCAAAGGUGAUGGUGAGGACAGCAGGCCAGGAAUGAGAGGAGGGCAUCAAAUGGUCAUUGAUGUUCAAACAGAAACCGUUUACUUGUUCGGCGGCUGGGACGGGACGCAAGAUCUGGCGGACUUCUGGGCGUACAGCGUGAAGGAAAACCAGUGGACGUGUAUAUCCAGAGAUACCGAAAAAGAGAACGGCCCAACCGCUCGGUCCUGUCACAAGAUGUGCAUCGACAUCCAGCGAAGGCAGAUCUACACCUUGGGACGUUACCUGGAUUCCUCUGUGAGGAACAGCAAAUCUCUGAAAAGCGACUUUUAUCGCUACGACAUCGACACGAACACCUGGAUGUUGCUGAGCGAAGACACAGCCACCGAUGGAGGCCCCAAGCUUGUGUUCGACCAUCAGAUGUGCAUGGAUUCAGAGAAACACAUGAUCUACACCUUCGGGGGAAGGAUUUUGACAUGCAACGGCAGCGUGGACGACAGCCGAGCCAGUGAACCACAAUUCAGCGGCCUCUUUGCUUUUGACUGUCAGUGCCGGACAUGGAAACUCUUGCGAGAAGAUUCGUGUAAUGCUGGCCCUGAAGACGUCCAAUCCAGAAUAGGACACUGCAUGUUAUUCCAUUCAAAAAACCGUUGCCUGUAUAUGUUUGGCGGACAAAGGUCGAAAACGUACUUGAACGAUUUUUUCAGUUGCGACGUGGACAGUGACCACGUGGACAUCAUCUCGGAUGGUACCAAAAAGGAUUCAGGGAUGGUUCCAAUGACCGGCUUCACCCAAAGAGCUACCAUUGAUCCGGAACUGAACGAAAUCCAUGUGCUGUCCGGACUGAGUAAAGACAAGGAAAAACGGGAAGAGAACGUUCGGAAUUCCUUCUGGAUUUACGACAUCGUCCGAAACAGCUGGUCCUGCGUCUACAAGAACGAUCAAGCAGCCAAAGAGAACUUGAACAAGAGCCUUCAGGAAGAAGAACCCUGCCCCCGUUUUGCACACCAGCUUGUGUAUGAUGAAUUGCAUAAGGUCCAUUAUUUGUUUGGAGGAAAUCCAGGCAAACCCUGUUCUCCAAAGAUGAGGCUGGAUGACUUCUGGUCCUUGAAACUCUGCCGACCGUCCAAGGAAUACUUGCUUCGGCAUUGCAAGUACUUGAUAAGGAAACACAGGUUUGAAGAGAAAGCCCAGACGGAUCCUCUAAGUGCCCUGAAAUAUUUGCAGAAUGACUUGUUUGCCACAGUGGAUCACUCAGAUCCUGAAGAAACCAAGGAGUUCCAGCUGCUCGCUUCGGCCCUUUUCAAGUCGGGCUCUGAUCUGAGUACGCUGGGCUUUUCGGACGUCGAUCACGUCUACGCCCAACGAACUCAACUCUUCGACACCUUGGUGAAUUUCUUUCCGGACAACAUGACCCCUCCCAAGGGCAACCUGGUGGAGCUCAUCACCCUGUGAUGAGCCCGGUUGCUGGCUCCACGGAAGGAAGAGGAUUUUUCAGUAUUUUUAAUUUUGUGCGUGUGUGGGUGGGCGUGCGUGCGUGCAUGGGCGUGUUUGCGUGGGCAUAUGCGCUUUCGCGCAGUGAGCGACUGGGGAACUUCAGAGAAGAGAAGCGCGUCGUGUGGGGGAGGGGCUUUAUGCACACGGAUAAAUAAAAAGGAAUCGGUAAAAGUUUCUUGACGGGCUUUGGGAUGGACGGAUGAUGGGUGGAUGGAGGGAGGGAUGUACGCUCGUUCAUUUGCCCUGUUCAUUCAUUCAUUCAUUCUCAUUCACGUUGACACUUUUGGAAGGUCAAUGAAUAUGGACAACCAGGGAGGUGGGGAAAUUGGUGAGGGGUUUCCUGAGGUGACGGGACUCUACCCUGGGUGCAAACUCAGGGCCGUGAGGAUAGAUGGUGCUUUCUUUUCUUUCUUUUUUUAAAUCUUUAAUUCGAUUGGUGCACAGCAGUUUUGUUCUCCAGCCUGACUUUGCCGAUUGGAGCUUGUUUUUCAGCCUGCUAACCCCUCAGCAGCCGAUGCAGGCAUCCUUAGAAUGGAGGGUGGGCGG